UCUUCCUUCAUCUUUAUCACCGUUUGAUAUCAGCAGCGAAUUCAGCGUUUUGUUGAAAUCGUCGCGCAUUGAAAUCUCCAUUGAAUCAGUUAGUCAGUCGCUAAGCAAAAGGCCAAGUUAAUAGUAGUAGACAAUCGUCAGCGCGCGCCCUACGGUUUCUGUUUGCUACUUCGCGUUUGUCGACGAGAUUCUUGGCACUCGUUGUGUGCUGUGUGUAACGUGUAAUAAACGCGCGGGCGUGCGCCUUCUUCGCUUUUCGGUUUUGGCUUGUUUUUCUUUUUAUUUUGACAUACAAGAGCAAAAUGUUAAUCAAUAGCUGAUCUGUUUGCUGAUUAAGAUUGAAGUGACGACAAAUUCGCAUUGCUAUAAAAUUAUACGAAAAGACAUAAAAAUUAAAAGAAAUUUAAUAAAAAAAAUAAAAAAUAUGUAUCUCAUAUAAAAAAAAUUUAGAAACAACAAAAAAAAUAUUCUAAAAGCAAAAUAAAAAACAGAAUACUCAAAAUGUUUAUAAAAUAUGCAUGCUUCUACAAUUGCUGCCAAACAUGUAUACACAUACACACCCAUAUAUACAAACAAACAGCAGUGUGCUAACAAAAACAGGAAUAUUAAUAUUCAUGCAUUAUCACUAAAUUAACGAAUUUGUGUGCCAUCAUCAACUCAAGUGUUUUUGUUAAGAUAAUUUCACUAUCAACUCAACAACAACAACGCGCAUAGUUUUUAAUACAUUUUUUCGUGGAAAACCCAAAAAGUGCUCAUCAUUUACGAGUACACAUCCUUAUCGCGCCUGAAAAUCUACGUUAAGUAGGAGACAUUUGACACUUCUUGCCACUCAUUUGACACUUUCGAUUGGUGUACAAAUAUCGAAUAGUGUCUAAACACACAUACAUACGCACGUAAAAGUGUGCUGCAUAUUUUUUAAUUUAAACUAAUUUAUUGUAAAAGCGGUGCGCUGCAGGCACCACACUUAGCAUGAAGUUGUCAAAGAGUUUGGAUGAGCUAAUUCUGAGCGCAUCGCGUCUAAGUCUGAAUAAUUUACGUUCGCCGACUCGUAAGAAAACGAAAAAUCAUCUCAAUCGCUACGGAGAUUCUAUGGGUUCACUAGCACAUCGAGCGCUCCUACAAUAUGUGGAAAAUAAUGACCUAUCCGGUUUGCGCGCUAUCUUAGAUAGUCGGCAUUUAUCCGUCGAUGAUCGUGAUGAGAAUGGCACCACUGGACUUAUGGUUGUUGCUGGACGUGGCUUAACUGUUUUUGUGCGCGAAUUCUUGGCACGCGGCGCAGAUGUCCAAGCGGAGGACAAUGACAACUGGACGGCACUUAUAUGCGCGGCCAAAAAUGGUCACUUCGAUAUCGUUCAAGUGCUCAUCGAUCACGGCGCCGAUAUUGAGCAUCGUGAUAUGGGCGGUUGGACGGCAUUAAUGUGGGCCGCUUACCGUGGCCACACCGAUCUGGUGCGUUUCUUGCUCGAGAAAGGCGCGGACGUGAAUGUACAUGGCAAUUAUCAUUUGGGCCCACUGCUGUGGGCAGCAGGUCGUGGCUUCAGAGAUAUUGUGGAAUUGCUGGUGCAACGCGGUGCUAAGGUCAAUGUCGGCGACAAGUAUGGCACAACAGCGUUGGUGUGGGCGUGCCGCAAAGGCAAUGCUGAGAUUGUCGAUACGCUACUAAAGGCCGGUGCUAAUGUCGACACAGCGGGCAUGUAUUCGUGGACGCCACUGCUGGUAGCCACCUCAGGCGGACAUACAGACUGUGUUACCUCGCUGCUGGAGAAGAAACCCAAUGUUAAUGCGCUGGAUAAGGAUGGCAUGACCGCGUUGGCGAUUGCGAGUCGUGAGGGCUUCCAGGAAAUAUGCGCGGCUCUUAUCGCCGCUGGCGCCUACAUCAACAUACAAGAUCGUGCCGGCGACACGCCCCUCAUACAUGCCGUCAAGGGUGGUCAUCGCGGCGUUGUUGAAGCGCUGCUUAAGAAGCAUGCUGAUGUCGAUAUACAAGGCAAGGAUCGAAAAACCGCUAUAUACACCGCGGUGGAGAAGGGUCACACGCAUAUCGUAAAGAUACUAUUGUCCACCAAUCCCGAUCUUGAGGCGGCGACUAAAGACGGUGAUACCGCGCUGCUGCGCGCCGUGCGCAAUCGUAAUCUGGAAAUGGUGCAAAUGCUGUUGGAUCGCAAGGCAAAGGUGACGGCGAGCGAUAAGCGCGGUGACACCUGCUUGCACAUUGCAAUGCGCGCGCGUUCCAAAGCGAUUGUGGAGGCAUUGCUGCGCAACCCCAAAAAUAGUCAGCUCUUGUACAGAGCCAAUAAAGCCGGUGAGACGCCAUACAAUAUCGAUACCAUACAUCAAAAGACCAUACUGGGACAGGUGUUUGGCGCGCGUCGUCUCAAUACGAAUGAAGAUUCGGAAGGCAUGCUCGGCUAUGAAUUGUACUCUUCCGCUUUGGCUGAUGUAUUGAGUGAACCCACGCUAACCACACCCAUUACGGUCGGUUUGUACGCCAAAUGGGGUAGCGGUAAAAGCUUUCUGCUCAACAAACUGCGCGAUGAGAUGAAUAAUUUCGCGCGCCAGUGGGCGGAACCGCCCAUCAAUACGAGUGGCUUGAUGUUCCUGGUAAAUCUGCACAUUGCGCUAGUGCUAGGCACCGUAGUCGGCAUGUCUUCUUGGUCUGCCAUGUGGGGCGGUAUAGCGGCAGUGCUUUAUUUAGUGUUCACAUACCUCCUGCUUGCCAGUAUUAAUUAUGCCAACAACCAUAUGGACGCCUACUGGGCCUAUUCGGUGCAACAUGGCAUUAUGAAGCGCUUCGGUCGUCUACGUCUCAUAUUACAGGUGGCAUUCUGUCAUCCGCCCGGCGCGCAGGCGGACGCCCAAGCGAAGCCGGUGCGUUUUCACUUUGCUGAGGCGAGCAGCGCGUCGCCUACGGGCGAGAGUGCGGUUACACAUAUGUUGGCUGCGCUCUAUGAAGCCAUCGAAUCGCACUAUGGUUGGCUGUCGACACGCUUGUAUCGCGCGUUUCGUCCCAAGGCGUUGAAAGUGACAUCCGGUUGGCGUUGGCGUCGCAUGUGUUGCAUGCCACUUGUGAUCAUUUUCGAGUUAUGUCUGUUAACACUUAUUACGGGUAUCUCGCUCGUGGUGGCGUACUUCACGUACGCUUCGGCCGAGGAAAAAGAAAGUAUACUCGUUUCGAUUUAUGUAAUUUGCGCGAUAUUAGUGACUAUUAUCUGCACGAAUUUACACGGACUGGCGAAGGCAUUCGGUUCGCUAUUCAUUUCACAAGGACGCCAUUUGCGUCGUUCGGUGCGUCUUAAUGAGGGCGCGCCACUGACUGCAAUGGGCGCCGAGGUGGCGCUCAUGACCGAUAUGGUGAAGUGUCUGGAUGCUUUUACGAAUCAGCAAAGCCGUCUUGUGGGCGUGGUGGACGCAUUGGACUCAUGUGAUACGGAGCGCAUUCUCUGCGUGCUCAACGCCAUACAAACGCUGCUCUCCUCACCGAAUCGUCCAUUUGUUCUGCUCAUCGCUGUUGAUCCGCAUGUGAUUGCCAAAGCAGCAGAGGCUAAUAGCAGACGUCUCUUCACCGAAGGUGGCAUUGGUGGCCACGAUUUCUUGCGCAAUCUGGUGCACUUGCCGGUGUACUUGCAGAAUUCUGGUUUGCGUAAGGUGCAACGCGCUCAAAUGACCGCUAUGCUCUUCAAACGCAACUACAGUGAAUUCCCCAACGAGGAUGGUCCGACGCUGGGACAUUCGGUGUCGGCGCGUCGCUUGUCCAAUGCAUCGGAAAUAAUGUCCAGUCAAGAAAAAUUGCGCACCUCCCAUAAUCCCGGGCGCAGCGGCAAGAAGAUGCGUCUCUCCGAGUCGGUGGCCAGUUCGAUUGGCUCGAAUUUGCAUCGUUUGGGUCAGAAUCCGCAGGGCGUGCUCGAUCUAUCGCGCAUCAUGUUAACCGAUGACUACUUCAGUGAUGUGAAUCCGCGCAGCAUGCGGCGUCUCAUGAAUGUCAUCUACAUAACCGUGCGUCUACUGAAAGCAUUCCAAAUAGACUUUAGUUGGUAUCGUUUAAGUUCUUGGAUCAAUUUAACGGAGCAGUGGCCGCUGCGUGCCAGCAUGAUUGUGCUGCAGCACGACAACUUCAUGGACUCAUACGACGAUAAUGUGUCACUGCAAGCAGUCUAUGAAAAAGUACGUCCGAAAAUCGCUUGCCUACGCGAGGCCGCACCGCUGCUCGAGCUCGAUCGCGAUGAACGCAAAUUGGAUGCUUUCUUGCAGUUGCAUAAAUCGGAUUUGUUAGUGGCGGAUUUGCGCAUAUUUCUGCCUUUCACUAUCAAUCUCGAUCCAUAUUUGAGAAAAGUUUUGAAAGAGGACCAACAAUCGAUCGAAGAUGAAGGCACGCUAAUGCUACAGAAUAAGCCGAGCAUUAAUCCUGCCGUACGCAUACCCCCACCAACACCGACGUAUGUGCCUUCGCCCGCUGCUUAUCCGCCAUAUCAAUUAUUCCACAACGACUAUGAGUUGAGACAUCGAAAUGCCAGUAUAAAUUCGGAGCCGGCUAUGACGCCGCUAAUCGGCUCGCCAAGUGAUUCGUUUGGUGAUGACGUGCUGCAGACAAAACUAUCCGACUUAACGGUGGAAGGUGUCAUCAGCUUGCUGGAGCGCGUCGAUGACUUGCGUCCCGCUUUGCCGAAAUUAUCACCUAUUCUCAAAGAGAAUGCCAUAAACGGACGCGUAUUGAAAUAUUGCGAUACUAACGAUCUGAAAGGGGUGCUCGGUCUUAAUUUUGGCCACUGGGAAUUAUUUAGAUUACUUAUAAACACAUUGCGAGACUGUGAAAAAUUGCAACGUAAAUUCAAGCCAACACCGGCGAUAGCCGAUGUGCCAGCUUCAAACACGACAGCGCCAAAAGACAGCACAGACACGCAUACGCUGGCGCCGAGUCAACCGCAUUCGCGCAAAAACUCAACCACGAGUCAUAUGGAAAAGCAGGUCACGCUGGAGGAGCAAAUGAUUUGCGGCGCUUUGCAAACCCUCAACGAGGAGGCCUUCGAGGAUGUGGCGAGCAGUGAGCGACCCAGCCCAUCGGGUUUGCCUACAGGUGAGAUGUUAGCUGCAGCUGCACAACUGCAAUUAGCGCCCAUACGCGAGUCAUCGGAAUUCGGUUCACCGUCCGAUGACCUCAAAUUUAAUCACUUCCUACAGUAUGCCAACAAUAACAACUACGGCAAUUUUCAUACACAACAACAUAAUCACAGCGACAGCACGCAUUCGCUGCAAAGUAUCGGUAUUGGUGGUGGUGGUGGUGGUGUUAGUGUUGGUGUUGUUGGUAAUAACACUAUCCAUAUGGGUAAUGGAGGCACUGGCGUUUUUAAUAGUGGUAAUAUUGGUGGUGGCGACAUGUAUAAGUUGCGUCAUAGUAUUGUUGGUGAUGCCAGCACCCAAGCUGCCGUACAAUUGUUGGCUAAUCAACAACAACAACAACAUCAGUUAACAGCUGGUGGUCAUGGUCAUCAUCGCAAUCAGCGCCAUCACUCGGUAGGUGAUGAUUUGCUCUAUGAAUCCCUAAUGCCUCAACAACAACAACAACUGCGUUCGCCUAUACAACAACAGCAGCAGCAACAACAACAACGCAAUACAGUACCAACAGUUGUUGUCAUACCAAAUACAAAUGGUGAUCACGAUAUCAGCGAUACGCCUCUAUAGUAAAGCAAGGCGUUAGAUUUCGAAAAAUAUUUAUUUUCGAAUUGUCGGAACAUUCUUUUAGUAACUAUGCAAUAUUACGUUGCCAGUAACAAAUGCAAUUAUCUAAACUAGUACAUACACGUAUACAUAUAUUGUAUUGUGGUUAUCGGUCACAAACCCUCCCAGAACUGCACCACUAACAGCACACAUAUUGUUGGCACAGUACCGUACACACACAUAUACACGUACACUCACAGGCACUUGAAGUAUUAACAAAUUUGUGUUAUCAUAAUUGUUUAUGGAGUACGUUUGCUGGUUACAGCGUCACGGUAUGCACUCAGAGCCCGAGAACUUUUAGAUUUAAUCCAAUCUAGUCGAGUUAUAUAAGAAAUGCAGUUUGGAGCGCAAUUCAGCGCAGUAUUAAGCGCCCACUUUGUGUAUUAACCGCUUUAGUUUCGAUUUUUUGACAAAAUAUUAAAUAAAUUUUAAAUACAUUUGACAAAAUUCAUAGCUGAAUUUACCUAGCCAGAGAAUAUAUACAAGUAUAUAUUUUUUUAUUAUAUUUCAUUUGAAAAAAAAAAACAACAAGAAAGUUUUUAAAAACACGUUAAGUCAUAUACAUAAAUUUAAAAAAAAAUCGAUGUGGAAAUAAUGGAACUGAAUAUACUGGACGUCUUUAGUUUCGAAAAUAAUGUUUUGAACUGACCUUUUAAAAAACCAUCAUUAGGUUUCAAAAUUUUUGUUUUUUAAAGAACCAAACAUAAAAUAAUUUAUUACAAAAGCUUUUAAGAAAUAUUCGGAUUUUUAGAAAAUUUGUUUUCAAACAUAAAAUCACAUUAAAUAUAAAGGGUGAUCCAUUUCGAGGUUCCCUCAAUUUUUUAAUGAAAAACAAAAAACUUCAAAUUAAUGCGUAAUGUUUAUUAAUAUUCGAAAGAACAUUCUUUGGCAUUUAUUUUUUGAAGAUUAUUCUCUUUCAAAUGUUGGCUGUGGCUAGGUCUCAGAUGGUCCAUCCGGUGAGUCCAAUUUUCGAUCACUCGCUCGAGCAUUUCUACCGGUAACUGGUGAAUGACAAGCGUGAUGUUUUGCUCCAAGUGGUGAAUCGAUGCGGGAUUACCUCCACAGACUUUAGACUUUGCAUAUCCCCACAGAAAAAAGUCUAACGGUGUGCUAUCACACGAUCUUGGUGGCCCAUCAUCCGGCCCAAAACGUGAAAUUAUCUGCUCACCGAAGUGUUCACUCAAUAAAUCCAUUAAUUGAUGCGAUGUGUGGGAAGUGGCGCCGUCUUAUUGAAACUAAAUGUCACCGAGAUCACGAGCUUCAAUUUUAGGCAUCAAUUGGACAGUAAUCAUGGCGCGAUAAUUAAGAAAUAUGGACUGAUGAUUCAAGCGACCUACAAAACACAGUAAACCAUUGUUUUUUUUUUUUUCGAUAAAAUGACAGCUUUUGAAUCUCUUCAAGUUGUUCUUCGUCCCAAAUGCGGCCAUUUUGCUUGUUUACAUAUCGAUUGAGCCAGAAAUUGACCUCAUCGUUGACUCACUCGUGAUCUGUCAAAAAUGGCUAUUUAAAAAAGUAGCUCUACUUGGACCACCCGUUAUAUAAUGUUGCCAUAUAAUAAGAUAAUAUUUUCAUCGAGAAAAGGAAACGCUUUUAGUUAGAAAAAUAAUAUAUCGUAGUAAAAUCCUUUAAAUUUAGAAGUUUUUUAGUAUAUUAAUUUAUAUAAUUAUGGAAAGCAAAGCCGUUUGUUUUUCAUAGUAAUAAUUAGAAACUUCAACUACAUAUACAUAUACCAAAAUUUACAUAUAUAUAUGCUAUGUAAAACUAAACUCUGCACACUAGGGUUACAUUUCAGAAAUUUUUAGAUCCUAGGGUUACAUUUUAGAAAACCAGCUCAACAACAACAGUAAUUCAUUUACAAAAUAACAGUUAUAAAACUAUAAAUCAUAGACGGAAAAGAACAAACCAACCGACUCUGCUCUUUAAAUUUGAAUAUAAACAGCAAAUAUUUAUAUUUUUAUAUAUUUUUUUUACUAACUUAUAUACUUUUGUACAUGCCUGCAUGCAUAUGAAUCUGCUGAUUUGAACUAAAACAAAAUUUUAUCGAGAAGAAAUUGCUACAUUAAUAAUUAAACGUUAGAGAAACGACAAAACUACGAACAUAUCUCAAGCUAAGCUUGACUUCAAAAGUUUUAAAGCGCUUUAGGUGAGCUGCGAAUAAUAAAUUGAAAUAAUAACAAUAUUAAUGGCCAGAAAGGAGUAAAAUAUGGAAAAUUUGGUGUUGAAAAAAACACUUUUUAAAGAGCAUAAUAGAACAAUAAUGAUGAGACUAAUUCGUUUUUUUAAUUGACCACCUACAUACAUUGGGACAAAAAAGCACCCGAAAAUUGUGAUUGAUCUGUCAACCCUUUUUCUGAAGUCGGUACACCUCAAUAGUGCGUUGCGAUUUUUACCUUGGAUAAAAAUAUCGAACUAAGAAUUUGUCUAAAUUUUUUUAUUUCUAACCAAAUUUCGUCGUCAGAAUCAUUGCGAAUGUUGGAAAAGGCUUGCGGUGAUUCAGUUUUAUCAAAAACACAAGUCUACGAGUGGACGAGUGGUACAAAGCCUUCGAAGACGAUCGACGAACGAAAUCGUUAUAGACAUGUCUUGUACUGUACGACCUUCGACCUCUUCAACUGAUGAAAAUAUUAGAAAAGUGAAGGAUAUGGUGCUUGAAAAUCGUCAGCGAAGUAUUAAAGAGAAGGCAAGAGAGCUCGACAUCUCUCGAUAGUCCGUUCAAAUGAUUUUUGUGGAUAUUUUGGGUAUGAAACGCGUUCUUGCUCGACUCAUCGCGAUAAAGCUGAAUUUUUUUUCAAAAAGAGUACGAUUAUAACCGAAUUUAAAGCCAAAAAAUGCAAUGAAUGAAAUCGGUCAACCACCGUAUCCUCCAGAUUUGGCGCCGUGAGAUUUUUUCUUGUUCCCCAAGCUGAAAUUGCCGCUCCAUGAAACCGGUUUUCAGUCGAUCGAAGAGAUAAAACAAAAUUCGUUGAAGGAGCUAAAGGCCAUCCCGAGAACUGCUUAUGAAAAGUGUUUCCAGGACUAGAAAAAUCGUUGGCAUAGGUGUAUUAGAUCUAGUGGGGAUUACUUUGAAGGCAAAAAAAUACAUAUUGAUGAAAAAUUAAAUAUUUUGCUUCUUAUUUACAAUUUCCGGGUACUUUUUUGUCACAAUGUAUAAGAUUGAUGGAAUUUAAGCAAAGCUUUUCCAAUUCAGAAUUUCACUGGAAGGAAAAAGACCUGACCAUUUUUGUGGUGUCGGGUCUAAGAACCGGAUCUGUAAGGAUCUGUGCUGUCUAUUCAGUACCAUUCCUCAAAAUUACUUCAGGAGUGUUUUCUGUUACUACAACAAUUACAACAACAACCAGCAUAUACUUGCUUCAAUUUCAAAGCGAUCAUGAUAUUAAGCCUCGACCCACCGAAUGGCAGUUACAAAAUCGGCUACGUAUAUAAAAGCGAACAUAACCACAAUCUUGCGGUAAAAAUUUAAGCAGAAUAAUGCCUAGUUUUUUUUUGCUUUUAAUCGGAAUGUAACGACACGGAAAUAAUUUACACAAUCUAAAAAAAAUUUAAAAGCAUAGAUGCCAUGAAAAGGACAAAACACAAAUUCUAACCUAAAAAAUGUUGCUUUAGAUGGCAGUUUAACGUUUGUUUUCACACAUCAAAGUUAAUUAAUGAUUAAAAUCACAUUCCAUUACAUUUAUUGGCAGACUCAAGUUAUGUAUGUAUGUUUAUAAAGUUUAAUCUCAACGCUUGCAUGACGACUGGAAAUUUUACUUUAAAAUGUUUUUAUUCAAUAAGCAAAAAAAUUUUUUUUUAUCCAAUUUUUGAAGUUUUUACUAAGUUUAUGGCAUAAUGCUUUGCUGAGUUAUGCGUAUUUAUCAAAUUUUCUUUUUUAAUAAUUUUUUUUUAAUCAUAAUAAAAUUACUUAUAUUUUUUAUGCACACGAACAUUACACACACACAUACAAUACAUACAUACGAAUGUUGAAUUAAUUAACAACACACAUUAUAUUGCAUAGAAAACUGUUUGUUACUAAUAAUAAAGUGCUUACACAUUUUAUAUAAAAAAAAGAAUAUCGCAAACUAUUACUCUAGUGCAGCGGGCUUUGAACCAAUUUUAAACUAAUUUUUAGCGAAGACUUUAAAACUAUCAUAAAUGCAUGUUUAAUUGUUUAAGCAAAAAUAACCGUUUCAUAAACUAUAAAAAAUACACAUACAGUAUAUGAGAAAAGUAUGCAUACAAUGGAUAAAUGUUUGUGAACCUAACUGAUGCCUAGUAUAUACUAUAUACAUACAUACAUAGUUACACAAAUAUAGUAUAAUAUCAUGUAUAGACUAACUAACUGUGGUAGCGUUACAUAAAUAUAAUGAAAAUAUGCUAAAACUAACUGUAGAGUAUUGAAAAAAAAAUAGUAAAAAAUAAAUAGAAAUAAAAAUAUUGAUGCAAAUGUGUUAUAGCAAAUAUAUAAAAUAUGCAAAAUAUACUAACAAGCGUUAAAGAAACGAUUAAUUAUAGUAUUAGCAAACAAAAGUAAAAAACAAAAAAAAAUUAUAAUAAAAAUUUGAAAUAAAUUA
Bactrocera neohumeralis is the source of this 10259-nucleotide messenger RNA. RefSeq names its product kinase D-interacting substrate of 220 kDa (gene Arms). The record is from RefSeq and is a predicted model, not a curated record. The transcript has 13 exons. Gene Ontology annotation, molecular function: protein binding. NCBI's taxonomy places the organism in Eukaryota, Metazoa, Arthropoda, Insecta, Diptera, Tephritidae. The coding region runs from base 970 to 5676 and encodes 1568 amino acids.